Molecule: messenger RNA, 2886 nt
Organism: Cyprinodon tularosa
Lineage: Eukaryota; Metazoa; Chordata; Actinopteri; Cyprinodontiformes; Cyprinodontidae
Gene: l3mbtl2
Product: L3MBTL histone methyl-lysine binding protein 2
Exons: 19
Coding region: 200-2632 (810 amino acids)
Biological process (GO): regulation of DNA-templated transcription
Cellular component (GO): nucleus
Molecular function (GO): zinc ion binding
Source: RefSeq, a predicted model, not a curated record
AGGAAGCUACUGUCACUACUGUACGGAUGUUCUGGCUUCAUAUAGGAUGCUCAUCUGCUCAUAUGUAAACAUUUUACAGUUUUAAAUGUUUUCAACAAACUUCUUAGUCCUUAUUGGAUUCAUAACCUAGCUGGAGGUCAAAGGUAAAAAGAACCCUCUGGAAUCAGGCCUUUGAGAAGCUGAUGGUCCCGUUUCAAAGAUGCCCUACCACUGCGUGGCUUAUGGAUGUGGCAAAACUGUAGAAGAUGGGGUGACCUUGUUUAAGUUCCCAAAGGAUCCAGAUGAGUUUCGGAAAUGGGAGAAACAAGUUCAGAGGACCCGCGUGAAGUGGGCGGCCACGCAUUUCUCCCACCUCUGCAGCGAUCACUUCGGCAAAGAGUACUUUGAGGGGAAGCUGCCAUCAGGAGCUCUGAAGCUGAGGCCCGGAGCAGCUCCCACGGUGUUUGUCCGUCCACACUGCUCCCUCUGCAGUGGAGUGGGCUGCAGAAAGUGCCUGCCUUCCAUCCAGCACUGCACCAACUCCACAGAGCGCAGGGAUACUGAAGAAAGCAAGGAAAAGGAGGCUGAAGAUGAAAACAUUGGUAAAGAGGAAAGUUUGCCAAAAGGAAGGAGGAUCUCCAGGGAAAAGCAGAGAGGCGAUGAACCACUGAUUUGUGAGAUGUGUGGAGUGACAGGAAGUUUCAACACCUUCUUCUCAAAAUCAAAACGUUUCUGCAGCUUAUCCUGUUCUCGUUCCUUUUCCUCAAACUCCAAGAAGUCCUCCAUACUGGCACGCCUGCAGGGUCGACCUCCCUCAAAAAAAGCUACCGUGCUCAACAAGAUGAUAGCCAAAGCCUCCUCUGCAGCUGCAGGAGCAGAAGCUGCUGCAACGUUUGACUGGGGCUCCUAUCUGAAGAGAGAGGCGGCCGUGGCUGCACCCGUCCCCUGUUUCGCACAUGCUCCUCUGAGCUCAUAUUGGGAUGAUGUGGUUGUUGGGAUGAAGGUAGAGGUCCUCAACACCAACUCUGUCCUUUCCAAUAAAGUCUACUGGAUAGCCUCUGUUAUUCAGAUUGCAGGAUACAAGGCGCUGCUCAGAUAUGAAGGCUACCAACACGACAGCAGCCGUGACUUCUGGUGUAGUCUGGUUUCUGGAGAGCUGAACCCGAUCGGCUGGUGCUCCAUGACCAGCAAGCUGCUGGUGCCGCCGCAGGAUGUGACAAACAUCUCGGACUGGAAAUCAUAUCUGAUGAAGAAGCUUGUGGGAUCCACCACUCUACCUGUUGACUUCUAUGCAAAGCUGGCAGAGAGCAUGAAGUGCCCGUUCAGGGUGGGCAUGCGCUUGGAGGUGGUGGAUCCUAAACACCUGAGCCGGACCCGAGUGGCCAUGGUGGACUCGGUUAUCGGUGGCCGUCUCCGGCUGCUGAUUGGGAACCAAAGCGAUGUCCAUGAGAACGCCGUCUUCGACUUCUGGUGCCACAUGUGCAGUCCUCUGGUCCACCCUCUGGGAUGGUCCAAGACGGUGGGUCAUGCAAUCAAAGAAUCUGCAGACAAUUCUGAGGCUCCAGCUAACAUGAAAGGAAGCAGUGAAAUAAGUCCCAAUGUGUUUAAAAAGCCCAGGUACGUCUACAUGGGGAAGAUCUUCUUCGAGGAAGGAAUGAAGCUGGAAGCCAUCGAUCCUCUAAACCUGGGAAACAUCUGCGUCGCCACUGUUCACAAGGUGCUGCUGGACGGCUACCUCAUGGUGGGCAUCGAUGGGAUGAAGAACGGCGCUGAUUGGUUCUGCUACCACGCUUCCUCCCACGCCAUUCUACCCAUUAACUUCUGUAAAAGGAACAACAUCACGCUCACUGUUCCUCCAGGUUCUGAUCCUCAGACUUUUACCUGGGAAAAAUAUCUGCAACAGACUAAAGCCAAAGCUGCACCAGCGUGGCUCUUUAAUACUGACAACCCGGGUCACGGUUUCUCCCCCAACAUGAAGCUGGAAGCGGUGGACCUGAUGGAGCCGCGGCUGGUGUGCGUGGCCACCGUGAGGCGCUGCGUGGGUCGCCUUCUGUUGAUCCACUUUGACGGCUGGGACAACGAGUUCGACCAGUGGAUCGACCACCAGUCCCCCGAUAUCUACCCUGUAGGAUGGUGUGAGCUGGUGGGGUACCAGCUGCAGCCUCCUCCUGGACUCGUAUUGCCUGAAAACCAGGUGGCACGGCACAAGAAACCCAAGCCCAUGGUGCACGGCAGAAAGAGAAAGAGGAAAUUUAGGAAGGGGCUGUCCCAGGAACAAGCUGACAUCACUGCUAACAAACAGCCAGAAUGUGUUGAAAGUAGCCAGCCUGAAGCCCCCCCAAUCAAAACCGAACCGCAGGAACAGGAGAUUGCUCCAGUUAAGGUGAAAGUGGAGGAGAUAGAUGGCCCUAUUGAGACCCCCCCCAGGCCCCAGCCAGCCUUACCAUGGAGGGUGAAGAAGGAGGAGGCAGAGCAGCAGGUAGAGCCGAGACCGGGUGGGAUGACACGGCUGAGCGGAGACCAUCAGAGUGAAAACCAAAUGGCGAAUCCAGACUGGAAGGACAGGAACCGAGACAAUGACAGCAGCUUGGAUGAGACGUGGGAGACCAACAGUGAGGACACUGCAGGAGAAGCUGAAGACAUGGACCUAUGAGAUCUGUUUUCAAGCUCCAUGACAGUAACGGACAAAUAAAAUGCAGAGUCUGGAUCAUUAUGGUAAAUUAUUCUCAGCCUUGCUCCCAUUAGACUGGAAUCAAUUUCCCACAGAGUCGUCCAGAGUUAAACCUCUACCUCACUUUUCCUCUUCUGUUUUUUUUUGUAAUCUUAAUGAGAUCAUUUUUGUUUGGAUGUCUGUUCAGUUAAAAAUGUUUCAUGAAAUAAACUGAUUUGCUGCUGUUUUUGUUUGAA